Messenger RNA from Macaca mulatta (Rhesus monkey), 2717 nucleotides. NCBI's taxonomy places the organism in Eukaryota, Metazoa, Chordata, Mammalia, Primates, Cercopithecidae. The record is from RefSeq and is a predicted model, not a curated record.
CAAGGGGGCAGGGGGGAUGAGGGGACAGCAGCAUGGGCCUGUGAGGCCUGUGGGGUGCCCGCGUUCCCAAACCCCCCCGCAGCCGGCUCUGCAGUGGUCCGCUCCGCUAGGUGGCCGCGUGCGGAUUCGGAUUCCAGACCCCAGGCUGCGUGUUCUCCACCGCUUGUUAUGGCCAGUGUUACUGCGGAGACCCCAGAGCAGCCUCGGCGCUAUGGAGGAGCCGGGCGCUACCCCUCAGCCCUAUCUGGGGCUGGUCCUGGAGGAGCUACGCAGGGUUGUGGCAGCACUGCCUGAAAGUAGGAGACCAUAUUCGAAUCCUUAUGGUUUUCCAUGGGAACUGGUGGUAUGUGCAGCCGUUGUUGGAUUUUUUGCUGUUCCCCUUUUUCUGUGGAGAGCUUUUAGAUCCGUUAGGAGUCGGCUUUAUGUGGGAAGAGAAAAACAACUUGCUGCAACGCUUUCUGGACUAAUUGAAGAAAAAUGUAAACUACUUGAAAAAUUUAGCCUUAUUCAAAAAGAGUACGAAGCCUAUGAAGCAGAGUCGUCUUUAGAGGAUGCCAGCUUUGAGAAGGUGGCAGCAGAAGCACGAAGUUUGGAGGCAACUUGUGAAAAGCUGAACAGGUCCAAUUCUGAACUUGAGGAUGAAAUCCUCUGUCUAGAAAAAGAGUUCAAAGAAGAGAAAUCUAAACAUUCUCAACAAGAUGAAUUGAUGGCAGAUAUUUCAAAAAAGAUACAGGCUCUAGAAGAUGAGUCAAAAUCCCUGAAAUCACAAAUAGCAGAAGCCAAAAUCAUCUGCAAGAUCUUUAACAUGAGUGAAGAACGACGCGAGAUAGCAAUACAAGAUGCUUUGAAUGAAAAUUCUCAACUUCAGGAAAGCCAGAAGCGGCUUUUGCAAGAAGCUGAAGUAUGGAAAGAACAAGUGAGUGAACUUAAUAAACAGAAAAUAACAUUUGAAGACUCCAAAGUACACACAGAACAAGUUCUGAAUGAUAAAGAAAAUCACAUCAAGACUCUGACUGGACGCUUGCUAAAGAUGAAAGAUCGGGCUGCUGUGCUUGGAGAGGACAUAACGGAUGAUGAUAACUCGGAAUUAGAAGUGAACGGUGAAUCGGAAAAUGGUGCUUACUUAGAUGAUCCUCCAACAGGAGCUUUGAAGAAACUGAUUCAUGCUGCUGAGUUAAAUGUUUCUUUGAAAACCUCGGAAGGAGAAAGAAACCACAUUAUUAUUGAGUUAUCUGAAGUUGACAAAACAAAGGAAGAGCUUACAGAGCAUAUUAAAAAUCUUCAGACUCAACAAGCAUCUUUGCAGUCAGAAAACAUGUAUUUUGAAAGUGAGAAUCAGAAGCUUCAACAGAAACUUAAAAUAAUGACUGAAUUCUAUCAAGAAAAUGAAAUGAAACUCCACAGAAAAUUGACAGUAGAGGAAAAUUCCCGGAUACAGGAAGAAGAGAAACUUUCUAAAGUGCAAAAAAAGAUCAGCCAUACCACUGAAGGGCUGGAGACCUAUGGAAAGCUAGCCAAAGAUCUUGAAGAAGAAUUGAAGAGAACUAUUAAUUUUUAUCAAAGGCAGGUUAUUUCCUACGAGAAAAAAGGACAUGAUAAUUGGUUGGCAGCUCAGACUGCUGAAAGAAACCUCAAUGAUUUAAGGAAAGAAAAUGCUCACAACAGACAAAAAUUAACUGAAACAGAGUUUAAAUUUGAACUUUUAGAAAAAGAUCCUCGUGCACCUGAUGUUUCAAAUACAGCAUUUGGCAGAGGGCAUUCUCCAUGUGGUCCCUCACCAUUGGGUCAGCCUUCAUCUGAAACGAGAGCUUUUCUGUCUCCUCAAACUGUGUUGGAGGGUCCACUAAGACCCUCACCUGUGCUUCCGGAGGGAGGAGGAAGAGGCCCAAGAGGCCCAGGGAAUCCUCUGGACCAUCAGAUUACCAAUGAAAGAGGAGAACCAGGCUGCGAUACGUUAACCGAUCCUCACAGGGCUCCUCCUGACACUGGGUCCCUGUCGUCUCCGUGGGAACAGGACCGUAGGAUGACGUUUCCUCCACCAGGACAAUCACAUCCUGAUUCAGCGCUUCCUCCACAAAGGGAAGACAGAUUUUAUUCUAAUUCUGAUGGACUGUCUGGGCCAGCAGAACUCAGAAGUUUUAAUAUGCCUUCUUUGGAUAAAAUGGAUGGGUCAAUGCUUUCAGAAAUGGAAUCCAGUAGAAAUGAUGCCAAAGAUCAUCCUGGUAAUUUAAAUGUGCCUGAUUCAUCUCUCCCUGCUGAAAAUAAAGCAACCGGCACCGGCUUUGUUCCUCCACCUCUAGCUCCAAUCAGAGGUCCAUCGUUUCCUGUGAAUACAAGAGGUCCAUUCAUGAGAAGAGGACCUCCUUUCCCCCCACCUCCUCCAGGAACCAUGUUUGGAGCUUCUCGAGGUUACUAUCCACCAAGGGAUUUCCCAGGUCCACCACGUGCUCCAUUUGCAGCGAGAAACAUCUAUCCACCAAGGGGUUUUCCUCCUUACCUUCACCCAAGACCUGGAUUUUACCCCAACCCACAUUCUGAAGGUAGAAGCAAGUUCCCUUCAGGGUUGAUUCUGUCUUCCAAGGAGCCUGCUACUGAACAACUAGAACCACAGCAAGAAACCCGACAAGAUUUUUGCUCUCUUCAAAAGUAAUUUAGACUGAUCUCAUUUUCAGUUUAAGUAACGGCUGUUACUUAAGUGAUUACACUUUUCUCAAAUU